Molecule: messenger RNA, 1067 nt
Organism: Brassica rapa (field mustard)
Lineage: Eukaryota; Viridiplantae; Streptophyta; Magnoliopsida; Brassicales; Brassicaceae
Product: protein LIFEGUARD 2
Cellular component (GO): membrane
Source: RefSeq, a predicted model, not a curated record
AAGUUUCUCUAGUUCGCCGCCGCCUCUUGGGUGUCGUCGUCUACAUAUUUGGGUUCUCUUCCGGCAAUCCCCAAUUUCAAUCGCUCUCUCUCUAUUCUCAAUCGCAUUUGUUUAUCUCUCUCGAGAAGAUUCUGAGAUUCAUCUCUGAUUGAUUUUGAUCGGGAAGAUGUGGAACCAGAAGUAUGAUCUGGAGUCGGCUCAGACGCCUCUGUACCCGAUGAUGAUGGAGAGCCCCGAGCUCCGAUGGUCUUUCAUCCGUAAGGUCUAUUCGAUCAUCUCCAUCCAGCUCCUCGUCACAAUCGCCGUGGCCGCCACCGUCGUUAAAGUUCAUCCGAUAUCCGUCUUCUUCACCACCACCAGCGCCGGCUUCGCCCUCUACAUCCUUCUCAUCUUCACUCCUUUGAUUGUGAUGUGGCCCUUGUAUUACUACCACCAGAAGCAUCCUGUCAACUAUCUAUUACUCGCCAUUUUCACCGUCUCUCUCGCCUUUGCUGUUGGCUUGACCUGCGCCUUUACCAGCGGAAAAGUCAUCCUCGAGGCUGUGAUUUUGACGGCUGUUGUGGUGGUUUCCCUCACUCUCUACACGUUCUGGGCUGCCAAGAGAGGCCAUGACUUCAACUUCCUCGGUCCCUUCUUGUUCGGUGCUGUCAUUGUCCUUAUGGUCUUUUCCUUCAUCCAGAUUCUCUUCCCUCUAGGAAAGAUAUCGGUGAUGAUCUAUGGUUGUUUGGCAUCCAUCAUCUUUUGUGGCUACAUUGUAUAUGACACUGACAACUUGAUCAAGAGACAUUCCUACGACGAGUACAUCUGGGCUGCAAUUUCCCUUUAUUUGGACGUCAUUAACCUCUUCCUAUCUCUGCUCACUCUCUUGAGGGCUGCUGAUAGUUAAAACCCCCUCUUCUCUAGAUUUAUGUCAUUGCUUCUAUCUGCUCUUUGUGUCUAAAUUCGUUUUGCAAUGAAAUUUGUGUCUUGUUUGAAACGCUGUAACAUAAUACAUCAUACUUGUGAAAGUUGUUAGCUUUAGAAGUAAUUUCUUCAAUUAAUGCAAUAAAAAGGAUAUUAUUACAAAA